UCCGGUAUCUGCUAACAAUUCAGACAACAUUUUUGCAGAGUUCAAAACAAGACAUCAGCUAAGCAAAGAAGAGAAAAUGUCGCUUAUCCCAAGUCUGUUUGGUGGUCGAAGGAGCAACGUCUUUGAUCCUUUUUCUCUUGACGUGUGGGAUCCGUUCAAAGAUUUUCAGUUUCCAUCUUCGCUUUCUGCUGAGAAUUCUGGGUUUGUGAACACCCGAGUGGAUUGGAAGGAGACCCCAGAAGCGCACGUGUUGAAGGCUGAUAUUCCAGGACUGAAGAAGGAGCAGGUGAAGGUUGAGAUUGAAGAUGACAAGGUUCUUCAGAUAAGCGGAGAGAGAAACGUUGAGAAAGAAGAUAAAAACGAUAAGUGGCACCGCGUGGAGCGUAGCAGUGGUAAGUUCUUAAGGAAGUUCAGAUUGCCAGAAAAUGCUAAAGUCGAUCAAGUCAAGGCUUCCAUUGAAAACGGGGUUCUCACUGUCACCAUUCCAAAGGAAGAGGUCAAGAAGCCUGAUGUUAAACCCAUUCAAAUUUCUGGUUAAAGACCAACAUGUGUAUAAAAUCUCUAUGUUUUGCUUUCGUCACUUUUAAGGAAUCUUGUGUCUGUGUUGUGUCUGUCUGAAAAUGAGGAUAUUUUAUCUGUACUGUGAAUUAUAAGAAGCAUUAUACAAGUACUAAGUUUUAACUGUUGAAGUGUUA
Messenger RNA from Vigna umbellata (rice bean), 695 nucleotides. Its product is annotated as 17.5 kDa class I heat shock protein. The record is from RefSeq and is a predicted model, not a curated record. NCBI's taxonomy places the organism in Eukaryota, Viridiplantae, Streptophyta, Magnoliopsida, Fabales, Fabaceae.